Messenger RNA from Mangifera indica (mango), 1371 nucleotides. RefSeq names its product WAT1-related protein At1g09380-like. The record is from RefSeq and is a predicted model, not a curated record. The transcript has 7 exons. NCBI's taxonomy places the organism in Eukaryota, Viridiplantae, Streptophyta, Magnoliopsida, Sapindales, Anacardiaceae. Gene Ontology annotation, molecular function: transmembrane transporter activity. The coding region runs from base 130 to 1257 and encodes 375 amino acids. Gene Ontology annotation, cellular component: plasma membrane.
UCUAACUACGCAUUUGAAACCAUUUUAGUUCAUUUUCAUUUAAUAAUGCUCCCUUUCAUUUAUUAUUUCUUGUGCUUUCUCUCACUUUCCUUUCAACAUUCAAAGUGAAAAAGAAAGAAAGUGUGAGAGAUGACUUGGGUUGGUGUUCUUCACAAAUGGUUUGUUUUGUCUCAAGAUAUUCUGAGUAUGCUGUUAGUGCAAUUACUCAUGACAGGAAUGCAAAUUCUCUCAAAAAUCAUAUUGAAUCAAGGGAUUUUCAUCUUUGCUUUAAUGACUUAUCGACAUAUUGUAGCUGCCUUUUGUGUUGCUCCUUUUGCUUUCUUCUUUGAAAGGGGUAUCAUAUCAAAACUUAACCUUUCUGUUUGCUUUUGGCUCUUCAUCAAUGCCUUAACUGGGAUAACAGCAGCAAUGGGACUAUACUAUUAUGGUCUCCGAGAGACUACAGCUACAUAUGCAAUCAACUACCUUAACUUACUACCGGUGGUCACAUUUGUUUUCUCAGCAAUUUUUCGAAUAGAGAAACUGAGAUUGAAUACUAAGGAAGGAAAAUGUAAGACAUUGGGAACAAUUUUAUGUGCAGGAGGGGCAGUGUCUUGUAGUCUUUACAAGGGAAAAUCAUUUCAUAUUUUUCGUGACAAACUAAACCGUAAACUCUCACAAAAUGUGCCAUCUAAAGCGGACUGGACUGUAGGCUCUUUACUUUUAGUGGGGAGUUGCUUAUGCUAUGCUUCUUGGUAUAUGGUUCAGGUGAAAUUGUUGAAAAUAUUUCCAUUCAAAUAUUCGGCAACCAUGUUUACAUGUAUGGUAGCAUCCUUGCAAGCGUUGGUAAUAGGAUUAUGCUUACAUUCGGAUGUGGCUUCAUGGAGGUUAGCUUGGGAUCUAAAAUUGGUUACUAUAUUUUACUCCGGAGCACUGGCCACAGCGGCAAGCUUUUGUUUACUUUCAAGGGCAAUUGCAAGGAGAGGGCCAAUCUAUCCUCCCAUGUUCAAUCCAUUGUUACUGAUUUUUGUAGCUGUUUUAGAUGCUCUCCUACUUGGUCAAGCUAUCACACUUGGAAUCUUGUUGGGCUCCCUUCUGAUAGUAGCUGGGUUGUACUCCUUUUUGUGGGCAAAGUCAAAGGAGUUGAAACGAAUGUCUCAAAAAAAGGCUCAAGGCGAAGAAGCUCUACCGACAACAGUUGAUGAGCCCAUGGUGAUAUCAACUUCUUCAAAACCUGAAGUUGAACUAGAUUCUACUACAGACACAGUUAAGCCCUAAGUCAUUUUAUCCUAGUUUUUAGUGUAAAAUAUUUGGUAAAAAGCUAUAACAUUAGCUAGCCAUCGUAAUUUUGGUGUAAUUUUGUUUUAAAUUAAAAUAUAUGUUGAUGCCAAA